This is a messenger RNA of Gordionus sp. m RMFG-2023, 1380 nucleotides long. Its product is annotated as piggyBac transposable element-derived protein 2-like. The record is from RefSeq and is a predicted model, not a curated record. Lineage: Eukaryota; Metazoa; Nematomorpha; Gordioida; Chordodea; Parachordodidae. The transcript is spliced from 3 exons. The coding region runs from base 1 to 1380 and encodes 459 amino acids.
AUGGUAAUGGGCAAAUGGGAGGCAGAUGGGAUUUGGUCGAAUGAAUGGAAUGGUAUGAUGCUGGAGUACAUUGGAAUGAUGACCUCAACAUGUAUUAUACUAGAGGGAGAUAUAUCUGAUGUAGAUAUUGAGAAGGAUGAUGACUUUGAAAAUGCCACAGUAGUUGAUCUAAAUAUGACCUAUGAUAUUUUACCAGAUAUUGGGUUGGAACUGGAAAAUUAUGAUAAUGAUAAUGAUAUUAUCCCAAAAUUUAAACAAGAAUUUUUGCCUCCACCUGAUAAGGAAAUUUUGCCUUACAAAUAUUUUAAAAAAUUUAUAGACGAUGAUAUUAUUAACAAUUUAGUAGAGCAAACGAAUAUUUAUUCUUUUCAAUUAUCUGGCAAAUCAACAAAUACAAAUAGUAGUGAAAUUGAAAAAUUUCUAGGAAUUCACCUUUAUACGGGCAUUGUUGAAUUGCCAUCAAUAAGGCAAUAUUGGGCUAUAGAGACAGUGAUUCCUCAAAUUUCUCAAUGCAUGACAAGAAACGGAUUCUUGGAAUUGAGAAAAUACUUUCAUAUUAAUGAUAAUAAUAAUAUAAUCCUUAGGGGCCAGCCUAAUUACGAUAAACUUUUCAAACUAAGACCAUUUAUUAGUGCAUUAAAAAUGUACAUGAGAAAGAUUCAAUUAGAGGAAAAAUUAUCAAUUGAUGAAAUGAUAGUCCCCUUCAAAGGGCGAUGUGAAUUUAAACAAUAUAUUAGCUCAACAAAACUGCAUAAAUGGGGAAUUAAAAAUUUCGCUUUAUGUGGAUCAUCUGAAAUGCUAUAUGAUUUCGAAAUAUAUUUAGGAAAAUGCACAAAUAUAAAAAAAACUUUGAUGGGAAUUAGCGGAGAUAUUGUUAUACGACUAUUAGAAACUGUUCCCCCACAUAAAAAUCAUAAAAUUUACACGGAUAACUUUUUUCCUUCAUAUAAUUUAGCAGUUGCGCUCAAAGAUAAUGGCUUUAUCAUGUCGGGGACCAUUAGAUCUAAUCGAUUAUUAGGAUGCCAUCUGGUUGAUGAUAAAAUCUUAAAGAAAAAAGGAAGAGGGUCCCUUGAUUAUAAAGUGGAUUCUAAUAAUAAUAUUAUAAUUUGCAAAUGGUUUGAUAACAAAUCGGUUAUCACGAUAUCAUUAUUUAUGGGUAUAAAUCCCUCAUCACGAACGAAAAGAUGGUCGGUAUCUGAAAAAUCUUUUAUUAAUGUCGAAAUUCCGGCUAUAAUUCAAAAUUAUAAUGCUGGUAUGGGAGGAGUGGAUCUCCAUGAUAUGUUAAUUAAACUAUUCAGAAUUGACAUAAAAUGGAAGCGCUUUUACAUGCGAAUUUUCUUUCAUUUAUUAGAUUCCUGUGUACAUCAAACAGAAAGAUGA